AUGAACCGCAAUUGGGUGAAGAACCAACAGAUGCAGCGAAACCCGGCAAAGUUGAAGAUCGUUCAAAAUUGGGGCAAACGUGGAGGAUGCUUUGGUGAAGUGGCACUUCUGGACAAAGAAUCACUCCGAACAGCAACGGUUAUCGCCGAUUGUGAGACAGAGUUGAUUGUGGUCGAUCGAGCACUGUACAACCGCUCCUUGAAGGAGGUUCACCAAGUGGAACUCCGGGAGAAAGCAGAAUUUGUCAACCGUUGUCCAACAUUCGAAGGUUGGCCAUAUGCUCUACUAAAACAAGUCGGCUUGUCUUUGAGGAAGGUAACCAUGUCCUAUGGGGCUCCCGUUGUUCGUCAGGGAGAACCACUGAAUAAAAUGUUCUUCCUUCUCAGCGCAACAAAAGAGAGAGAGUUCACCUGCCGAGUACACACAGUGAUUCAACGAUUAGGUGCAAGAGCUGAUUUGCUUUCGUCUAAUAUUCUGAGAUGGCUCAAUGGCCAAGUACAAGUUUCAGUUGAUAUUCUCAUGCACCAAAAACAGUUCCCUGAAAUGAUGCCGAAACCCAAGCCCCUGUCAACUGGUGCACUGCUAUCGACUGACAACAGCACGCUGGAUAUCGAAUAUCAACUGAACCCGCUGGAAUUACUCUUAGCUCCGCUAGAUGCUGACCAGACAGUCAACGCCCUCUCAAUAUUCAGCGCGUCGCAGCCUUGUGUCAAACCCAGACAGUGCGAGUCAGCGUUGAUCAAGGUCAGACAACGCCUCCGCAAUAUGCAGCGCAUCGCAGCCUCAUUGUCACAGAAGGAACGUGCGAAGCAAAAACUGGUGCAAAAACCACUCAGCCGUCUGGGCUACCGGUUUGGAGAACGCCUACGUGGAUUGAGACACAUUGAUCUGGCUAUCUACUCCGGUGGCGAGAUAUUUGGUGAACUGGAAUAUGGUUUCGGAAUGAAGACCUACUGUUGCACGGCCACCUGUAUUGAGCCGUGCGAGUUCUUCGUGCUUCACAAGAACAACAUCACCCGCCUUAUGAACAGCCGGCGAAACAUCAACUCCUGGAAGAAGCUUGCAGCGCUGGCGGAAAGAAACCUUGUAAACCACUUUGAACAGAUUCAGUUGCAUCGAGUACCAUUGUUUCAGAGUCUAUAUGAUAAGUAUUUGGAUAAAAAACGUCAGAUGGCUAAGUGGUUAGAGUGCGAAUUUGCUGAGCAGAAGGUCCGUGGUUCGAACCCGACCUCUGGCUCUCGACUUCCCUUGUCUGGGCUUGAGUUAAUUGGCAGUACGCUAGCCCUCGAGCUUCUUUCGGGUGGCAUGGACCGGAAGGAUGCUACAUCUGAACAAGUAGAGGCUCUCAACUCCUCGAAGACGGUGUACCCCAGUCGACGGAGACGUUUUGUAAUUCCCCUUGCAACCCGAUUACGACGAGCACAUCUGACAUCAUGCGUGAUCCAGCAGGACUGCAAAAUAUGCACUAAACUCUUCGGUUUACCACAGUUGCAUCGGACCUGGAUACCCCGGAUAAAUAUCCGUGGAAACACUCGUUCUGGGAAUACGAGCCAUCGGUUUGAGAGAGGCGAAGUGACCAACUCUCGUAAACCGCGACCGUCAACGCUGUUGUGCAGACUAUCACUCCAAGCAGCCACCAGCUCCUCCUUGGUGUUUACGCAUGCGCCAUGGACUCGGAUCGGAAGGCUGAGAUCCGGAACAAUUUUGCUAAAUGCGGAAUCGUUGGCCACAUUGCGUAGCGCAAGAGCGAUUGUGACUCUUGUUAGGAUCAGCGGGUACCGGAAUACCUCACUCCGCCAAGCGUAUCUGCAUUGUGCUGGGUGGACUGUGCAUGUCGGCGAUGUUGUGGGAACAAUCAGCGCAGGUCAACUGGUCAACCGCGACCAUGUUAGUACCAACAAUUUCAUUUUCGUGAACUCGAUGGUGGGCUACCAAGCCAUCUUUCUAAUUGCAACACUUGCCACAUUCCUCACACGUGAACCCAACGAGUCUGUCCUGUGUACUGGUUGGAACUGGUGCAGAGGCGCCAGACGAUUCGUAGCUGAAGAAGAGCAACGUGAACGUGCUGCUCAGGCUAAAAAAGAUGUCAAAUCGGUCAGCUCGUACGAGGAGUUCAUACCCAGUCGAGGAGCAGUCAUCGACCAGUACGGACCAGGCACCGUGUUCUACAGGAACCAACAGAGACGAGCGGCAGCGGAACGCGCGGAAAAAAUAAAAA
Opisthorchis viverrini is the source of this 2218-nucleotide messenger RNA. RefSeq lists its product as hypothetical. The record is from RefSeq and is a predicted model, not a curated record. NCBI's taxonomy places the organism in Eukaryota, Metazoa, Platyhelminthes, Trematoda, Opisthorchiida, Opisthorchiidae. The transcript has 12 exons. The annotation marks the transcript as partial.